AUGAGUCGAUACGCUGUGUCCCAUGCCAACCCUGAGGGUGCAGGGGAUGCCCGGCCAACUGCUGCUCAGAUCGUUCGUGAUGAAGAUCUCGAGGGCAAACAUAGGAAUAAAGUAAUCGUCAUUACUGGUGCGACCUCCGGAAUUGGCGUUGAGACUGCGUGGGCGUUGUCUGCGACAGGUGCCACCUUGUUUCUCACUGCUAGGGACAUGGCGAGAGCUAAAGCUAACCUAGCUGGUCUCCUGGAAUCGAAUCCUACUCGGAUCUCGUUAGUAGAGAUGGAUAAUACGUCUUUCGACAGCGUCCGAGCAGCAGCAGCAACCAUCCUGGAAAAAUCGAGCGGUCAAAUCAAUAUACUUGUGAACAAUGCUGGGGUUAUGGGGAUUGAGGAGCUCACGCUCACGGCAGAUGGCCACGAAAUACACUUCGCCACCAAUCACCUGAGCCAUUUCCUGCUGUUCCAACUUCUGAAGGCAGCAUUGCUGGGUAGUUCGACUCCUGAAUUUCAGUCCAGGGUUGUCAUGGUAGCAUCAUCAGCCCAUCGGUCCAGCACAAUGAGCGAAAGCGACAAUUAUAACUUCCAAAAGGGAGGAUAUAAUUUCGGGACAGCGUAUGCGAAGUCAAAGCUUGCCAAUAUUUAUAUGGCUAAUGAGCUAGAUCGUCGUUAUGGUCAGAUUGGGCUUCAUGCAACAAGCCUCCACCCUGGUGCAAUCAACACGGACCUUUCAAGACACUUAGGUCCCGAAUUUGUAGAGCGGAUCAUGAGCAACGAAGAACUGCUCAAGAUCAUAAAGUCGCUGGAGCAGGGCGCUGCCACUACGGUCUUAGCUGCGAUCGGCAAGUCAUGGGAGGGUAGAGGAGGAAAGUAUCUAGAGGAUUGUGAAGAAGCAAAGCGAGGUGUGGAUGACAAUGACGUGUUUGGGAUCGGAUAUGUCAAACAAACUUAUGACCCGGAGACUGAAGGUCGGUUGUGGGACGACUCGUUGAAGAUUGUCGGAAUCAAGGCUGACCCGUGA
Molecule: messenger RNA, 1014 nt
Organism: Exophiala aquamarina CBS 119918
Lineage: Eukaryota; Fungi; Ascomycota; Eurotiomycetes; Chaetothyriales; Herpotrichiellaceae
Product: alcohol dehydrogenase
Exons: 1
Coding region: 1-1014 (337 amino acids)
Source: RefSeq, a predicted model, not a curated record